Messenger RNA from Penicillium diatomitis, 3288 nucleotides. RefSeq names its product putative Ras guanyl-nucleotide exchange factor RasGEF. Lineage: Eukaryota; Fungi; Ascomycota; Eurotiomycetes; Eurotiales; Aspergillaceae. Gene Ontology annotation, biological process: positive regulation of GTPase activity; Ras protein signal transduction. Gene Ontology annotation, molecular function: guanyl-nucleotide exchange factor activity. Bases 1 to 3288 code for a protein of 1095 amino acids. The record is from RefSeq and is a predicted model, not a curated record. The transcript is spliced from 6 exons. Gene Ontology annotation, cellular component: plasma membrane.
AUGAGCGCUCAACAUAUUCGCCGGGCGCGGGCAUCGAGCGACAGAGCCCAGGCUAUGCCCGCGGGGCUUCUUCAACGCCCUGGAAUGGGGAGUCGCACUUCAUCGGCCCCCGAAGACGAAUUGUAUCGACUGGAGACCGGACGACGGCCGAGAUCCGCCACUAAGAACAAGCCGGUGCACGCCGUGUUGGAAGAAGACGAGAGAGCGGGGCAGGAUACACCCAACGCAAUGUCAUCGGCAGAUCGCAACGAUGAGGAACCUUUCAAAUCCACUCUCCCCGAAGUGACGAUAGCAAUCGUGGGGGAAGAUGACGCCGGCAAGACGAGCUUCAUCAGGUCGGCAUUGGACCUGAAGGGAACUCCCUCGCCGCUCAUGACCAAGAAGAAGAUGUCUCUAGAUGGAUCGGUUUACAUUGUGCGCCUACUGGAGAUCGAUCUUCAACGGGUCACCUUCGAUCAGGACUUGAAUAUCGUGUGGCCCGGUUCGACCGCACAUGCACCUGCACCGCGCAUUGACGGCGUUCUGCUUUUACACGACGCGACCCAUCCGGAGAAGCUGGAGAGAACCUUUGAACUUGCAGGUAUGUUCAUUGCGCACGACCUGGCCAAAUUCCAUGAAGUUCGCGGCGGGUCAUCACCACGGCCUCAGAUCCCCCCAGGCAGCGGCCCUGAUGCUCUCGAUGAUACUACCGUCCCAUGUGUGCUGGUCGCCUGCAAAUGCGACCAGCUCCCCGAGUCCGAAGAUGGCGUUCCAUAUGUACUUCACGGGCGGCACCAUAUUUAUCGAACCUCGCCCAGCUCGCCGCGCUCCCAGCAGAUGUGUAUCGCUCUGGUGUUGCGGCCUAUCAUCAGAAAUCGAACCGAUUCAACCACUCCGGAGCAUACCUCUCGUCCUGCUCUGCCUCCGUCAGCUCAGAGUCCACAACCCCCUCCCCCGCUAAAAACCACCACCACCACCACCACCACCAAAUCGUUCCCGCCCGGACCUCAUCCUCCUGAUCCUCGCCAUAACCGCGCCAGCUCAGAGACCUCCAGCGCCGUUCUGUCUUCGGCCGCGGGCGGCUCAGCUGUAUCGGUGUCGGAUCGAGUGGUCGAUGGCAACGGCGUGCACCGUCUGCCCACCGACAAGAUCCACCUGUCCGAUCUGGCGCAACAGCAUGCUCCUGGUGCAUCUCGAAAUGCCAGGAGCAAUUCUCACCCAGUCCGACCGCACACUCCGCCAACCGGCGCGCGGCUGAACCCCCGCCGACCAUCCGCUCAAGGAGAAAUCUCUCCCACCCGCGAUCACCUUCAUCGGCGACUGCAGCCCGCUUGGCGAAACAGCGGAAGCUCAGACGCCUAUAGCACUUUCCUGAACAUGGAGGACGAAACGGAUGGCGGGGCACCGCCCGCCAGCCCCAGUGCCAUUUUGCGCCCGAAGCCCUCCAGCGAAAGCAACUCUAGCGUCGAAAUGGGAGUGACAUUUGACGACCUGGUCGAUCGCUUGGUGGCACUGCCCAUGUCCAAGCAGGACUCAAAGUUCAGCGCCAUAUUCUUGUGUCUCUAUCGCAAAUUUGCGGCCCCGGCAACCUUGCUCAACGCCCUGAUUGAGCGCUUUGAGAAAAAUGAAUCGAAAAAUGUAGACCAACUGGCUCGGAUGGCGGACCAACAGCGUCUUUUGAACGUGGUCGCCUCGUGGGCGUCAGAAUACCCCGGAGAUUUUGCGCAUCCUAAGACCAAAAAGCGGAUCAGUGGCUUUGUGUCCACGCUGGAGAAGAGCCAUUUCUACAUGUUCGCGGCCAAAGAGAUUGGAUCAUGUCUCGACAUUCACGCCGAGGACGACGAUGUGGGUUGGGCCUUCAGUGAUGGUGACGUCUCGGAGACCGCACCCACAGAGACCUUUUUGGACCACUCGGGCCGAAGUUCGCCGCUGCCUUUUACAACCGAAACCUAUGAUGACGAGGAAGACAAUGAUGUGGAGGAAGAUCCCAUCUACAGUACGAUGCAUGCGUUGGACCUCAGCGAAGGUCCACACGACUCGACAUCACGAUUCUCCGGCACGUUAUCAAUUUCCUCCACCACUGACAAACCGUCGAGCACGAUGAAUCAAUCAUUCACCCUGUUGACCGUCGAGGCCGCUCAAAAGGAGGCCCUUCGGCUAGAAUUGACCGGUCGCACUUCACUCAGUAAGAUCCAAUGGCGGUAUUUCAUGGACACAUCCGACGAGGAGUUUGCUCGUGAGUUGACGCGCAUGGAUUGGAUCAUGUAUAAUUCUUUCCGACCCCGUGAUUUAGUGCGACAUGUCAGCAUCUCUGGAGUUGACAAGGACAAGAUCAAGAGUCUGCACAAUGUGAAUCGCAUGAUCAAGCAAUUCAAUCAUGUGGCCUUUUUUGUAGCCAGCAUGAUCCUGCUCCGCGACAAACCCAAGCACCGGGCCAGGUGCCUCGAGAAGUUCAUGAGCAUUGCAGUGAAAUUGCGUCGUCAAAAUAAUUACAACGCCCUUGGCGCAGUCAUUGCGGCUAUCAAUGGCACCCCUGUUCACCGUCUAACGCAAACAAGAGAAUUGAUCCCGGUGGCCUCUCAAAAGGAGUUUAUGCGACUAGUCAUUCUCAUGAGUACGUCUCGAAGUCAUUCCGCCUAUCGAUUGGCGUGGGAGAAUUCAUUCUCCGAACGUAUACCGUUCCUUCCUCUGCACCGUCGAGACUUGGUGUCGGCAGAGGAAGGCAACAAGACCUUUAUUGGCGAAAAUAAAUCUCGAAUCAACUGGAAGAAGUUCGAGGUCAUGGGCGAAGUGGUGAUUGGCAUCCAGCGAAGCCAAAAGUGCCCUCACCCGCAAGCUCAGAGAUACGAUGACAUUGAACGACUGGUGCUCGACUGCAAACUGUCAGGCGAUGAGGAGCGCGCACCCUCUACCGCGCUCUCCUCCGCGAAAUCCCCCCGCCCAACCCUCUCCACCCCAUCACCUCUCCACCACCGCCUACGAACUCUCUUCCGCUCCGAACCCCAAACACCAUCGACCUUGGCGGCGCCCACUCCCUCGCAUACAUCGCCGUCGUCUUCGUCCAUCGCCGGCUCCAUGCCCGCGCAGCCCUUCUCCACACCUUUGUCGGCUGACGAGCGGGCCCUGCGCUUCCAAGAGGCGGAGCAGUUUGCGCGCUACGCCAAGGCGCAACGGAUGUACGUCGAGCUGUUGGAGCGGUAUAAUCCCGGCAUGAAUCUGGAGGAGGAAGAGCGGAUCCGGUUGACUGCUAGGAGGGUUGGAUUUGAUCUGCCUGAGUUGCACGAUCCGAGUGCGAAUGCGAAGGAGUAA